Telopea speciosissima is the source of this 1058-nucleotide messenger RNA. Its product is annotated as probable inactive shikimate kinase like 1, chloroplastic. Gene Ontology annotation, cellular component: chloroplast. The coding region runs from base 24 to 926 and encodes 300 amino acids. The transcript is spliced from 10 exons. The record is from RefSeq and is a predicted model, not a curated record. NCBI's taxonomy places the organism in Eukaryota, Viridiplantae, Streptophyta, Magnoliopsida, Proteales, Proteaceae.
GCAAGAAAAGAAGAGGAGAAGACAUGGUGAUAAACGUGAUCCACUUCACUCGCAGCUGUACUCUCCAAUUUAAUCUUCGUCCCCGAAUCCUCCAUUAUUGUCGAGAAGGAUCUCCAAAAUCUGCAGCAACUACACUGUCCUUAAAAAAUGACAACCAUUUCCGCCGAUUUCGGAAAACGUCGCCUUCGAUGGAAGCGCUUGUCGGUAGUUCCCUGCUCGGAAGGUUUCCAAGCACGAAUUUCGCCGUCGGCGAUAAUCAAAUUCCUGCCCCACAAGUUUUUGAGGAUGACCAAUCUCUCAAGCUGAAGAAAAAAGUUACAGAGAUAUCUCCUGAACUGAAAGGGACCUCCAUAUUUCUUGUUGGUAUGAACAGCACCAUGAAAAACAAUGUGGGGAAACUUCUAGCGGAUGCAUUAAGAUAUUACUAUUUUGACAGUGAUAGUUUGGUUGAGCAAGUUGCAUGUGGUGAAAAUGCUGCUAAUUCUUUGAAGGAAAGAGAUGCAGAGGGAUUUCGUGAGUUUGAGACUGAAGUAAUGAAGCAGUUAUCAUCCAUGGGUCGCCUGGUUGUUUGUGUUGGAGAUGAUGCAGUUCAAAGUUCAGUUAACCUGGCUCUUCUAAGGCAUGGAAUAUCAAUAUGGAUUGAUGUUCCUCUUGAUAUAAUCGCCAAAGAAGACAUGGCUGCAAUAACAUGCACAACUUCAGGCUCCUCUGAGGCGUUGGCUAUGCUAACUAAGCUUUAUGAGGACUUGAGAAGUGGAUAUGCCAUGGCAGAUGCAACAGUCUCACUUCAAAAUGUAGCUUUCCGAUUAGGUUAUGACAAUAUGGAUGCAGUGACUACAGAACACAUGGCUAUUGAGACACUAAAAGAGAUAGAGAAGCUGACAAGAGUGAAGAAGAUGAUGGAAGCCGCAGCAAGACCAUUCUAGCCAGAGCAAAGCUUUUCCAGAGCCAUGUUCUCAUCACCACCUACAACUUCCAAAGUUGCCCUUACCAAGCCCUCAGGGAAGCCCAUCUCCACCAAUUUUUGUACCUGUUACCAAGAAUAGCCUUUUCAAGUU